Nicotiana attenuata is the source of this 1081-nucleotide messenger RNA. RefSeq names its product probable E3 ubiquitin-protein ligase RNF217. Gene Ontology annotation, biological process: protein polyubiquitination; positive regulation of proteasomal ubiquitin-dependent protein catabolic process; ubiquitin-dependent protein catabolic process. Gene Ontology annotation, cellular component: cytoplasm; ubiquitin ligase complex. The transcript is spliced from 3 exons. The record is from RefSeq and is a predicted model, not a curated record. Gene Ontology annotation, molecular function: ubiquitin protein ligase activity; ubiquitin conjugating enzyme binding; zinc ion binding. Lineage: Eukaryota; Viridiplantae; Streptophyta; Magnoliopsida; Solanales; Solanaceae. Bases 44 to 880 code for a protein of 278 amino acids.
UCCAAAGUAACAAAAAAAAUCGAACACUUGAUUCACACUGAUCAUGGGAAACACACCGCAAAAGCUAGGAAAAAAUCAUUCAGAAAAAAACCAAGAACACGAAUUACAAGUGACAGAAUUACCAAAUGAACCUCAAAAUCUCACCUGCGAAAUUUGUAUCGAGCCUAUAUUGCUACCCAACACAAAUUUCAAGAACCAAAAUCUCUGUGUUCAUCCAUUCUGUACCGACUGUAUCAUUAAGUAUAUCACUAUCAAGCUUGAGGACAACAUCGGCAACAUUCCAUGUCCCUCUCUGAAUUGUAACCAGCUUUUGGACCCCAUAUCCUGUCGGAAUCUCGUUGAUCCCCAGCUGUUUGUUAAAUGGUGUGACGUGUUGUGUGAGUCUGCAAUAUUAGGGUUGGCGCGGUGUUACUGCCCAAAUCAGAAUUGUUCGGCUUUGAUUUUGGAUGAGUGCGGUGGGAAUGCGAAGCGAUCGAAGUGUCCAAAUUGCAAGAGGUUAUUUUGCUUUAAGUGCAAGCUUCCAUGGCACGCUGGGUUACGCUGUGGGGAACUUAGGCAUAGAAACGACGUAGCUUUUCGUGUGCUUGCUAAGCAUAAUAAUUGGAAGAGGUGUCCUCAGUGUCGCUACUUCGUUGAACGUAUUCAAGGUUGCAACUUUGUCCGUUGCAGGUGUGAUGCCUAUUUCUGCUACAACUGUGGAAGACGAGCUAAUGGGCACUCGUGUGAUUAUUGUAAUUCUAGGUGUGGUGCCCUUUCUUGCUACAACUGCAACAGACGAGUUAAUGGAUACUCGUGUGAUUGUGUUUAUCGGUUCUUCAAAAUUACCAUAUGUUUUCUGGUUGCUUUUGUUAUUAUCCUACUUCUCUUUUUCCCCUUGUAGAAGGUUUAAAAACUAGACUUGUGUAUACAUUUAUUACUUUGAGGUUCAGUGAUAAAUAUUAGAAUUGUGUAUACAUUUAUGCUCGUUGUGUGCACUUGAGGCAGAGAAAACAGCAUGAACAAGAAAAUUAGAAACCACAAGGAAGUUUGUACAGAUGGAACCUACUAUAAACUCUGCUAAUGUUCCAGCUGCUUUAUUUUA